AUCGAUGCAUCGCUCUGAUAAACAGAGGAGGAAUACUGAGGCACGAUCGAUACACAUACAUCCAUCUAACUACAGCAGUUCAUACGAAGUACACAGCGUCUAUCCGGAUCACCAGAAUGCGAAAUCUACUCACGUGGAUUCUCCUGGGUUCGUUCUGUUUCACUGCAUUGGCCGACUCAUCAGGUGACAAAAUCGUUGAGCAGUCGCUGAUGAAGUCAGACGGGAAUGCUGGCUUAUCAAACCCCGGAGCACGUCGUCGAAUGCGUACGGAUGGAGAAAAACCGGGAAAACCAAGAGGUGAACGAAGAGGUCGUCGUAAACAUAGGAAUCGACGUCGUCGGGGGAAAAAAUGCGCCAAAGGGACUCCUGGCUUCGAAGAUUGCAAACGAAACCGGCGACUUCAGCGUAAAGCAGCGGCUCGCUCGACUUCUCGCAGAAUAUGAAACGGAACCACAAGUGGAACCUUCCUUGCAUUCUAUUCUCACUAAGCUCUUUUAUGCGUUCCUUUUAGCUAAUAUUCUCGAUUCAUUCGUCAAUUUUGGUUUAAACCAUACUGCACACGUCUGACACAUGCUUUUCCUCACACAAACUGUGGAUAUUGUUCCCCAGUUCAAUGCACUCCCAUCAUUCAGGUUCCAGUCGAUUACCUGCAUUACUUGUCGUCCGUAUGUGCACUAAACUCCGAGAUUUGUGGGCAGUCAUUCCAUCGACUUUCCGGCACCAUUAUCUUGCGGACUGUGAAAUUGCCAGUUUUCCUGCUUCAUUAUCAAUAUUUUAACAAAAAUACGUUUUGUUCGAUUACCUGCAUUACUUGUCGUCCGUAUGUGCACUAAACUCCGAGAUUUGUGGGCAGUCAUUCCAUCGACUUUCCGGCACCAUUAUCUUGCGGACUGUGAAAUUGCCAGUUUUCCUGCUUCAUUAUCAAUAUUUUACCAAAAACUACGUUUUGUGUGUGUGUGACGCAAACUGGGCAGUUCCAAUCAGCCAGCCGCACUUAUGUUCUCUUAUUUAGCUGCGAUCGAUAUGAUGGUUGCGACUGUUCCACUGGUGCCAAAUCCGAACAAAUGUUAUUGAAACCUCGG
Molecule: messenger RNA, 1082 nt
Organism: Opisthorchis viverrini
Lineage: Eukaryota; Metazoa; Platyhelminthes; Trematoda; Opisthorchiida; Opisthorchiidae
Exons: 6
Source: RefSeq, a predicted model, not a curated record